Osmerus eperlanus (European smelt) is the source of this 1152-nucleotide messenger RNA. RefSeq names its product dynactin 3 (p22) (gene dctn3). The transcript is spliced from 7 exons. Gene Ontology annotation, cellular component: dynactin complex. The coding region runs from base 89 to 652 and encodes 187 amino acids. The record is from RefSeq and is a predicted model, not a curated record. Gene Ontology annotation, biological process: cytoskeleton-dependent cytokinesis. Lineage: Eukaryota; Metazoa; Chordata; Actinopteri; Osmeriformes; Osmeridae.
CGACGCUAGUUUUCUACGUCAUUCCAAAUCUUCGUUCAGUCUUGUUUUGGAGAUAGUACUAGAAGCUAACAAGGUAACUGUAUACAAAAUGGACAAAACAAUUGAAAUUGAUAACCUGGAGAUGCGUCUACAAGCGAUGGAAAAUCGCAUAUACGGUGAAAGAAGAACUAGGGGAGGGAAACCCGUCAAGUGCGCUGAAUCCCUCACCAGAAUUCAAGCUGCCUUAGGUAACACUGCUAACAAGAGAGAACGGGUUAAAAUCCUGCACAAGAAAAUUGAGGACCUGCUGAAAUAUCUUGACCCCCAGUUUACUGACCAUAUCACAGUUCCUGAUGCGAUGAAACUCGAAUUUAUACUGGCUGAGGAAGACUUCCUGGUUUCCCAGGCUGCCCUUCUGGAGCAGGUCAGCAAUCUCCAGCCUCUACUGGACAGCAACUACAUCAGAGAUGUACCAGAGCAUGCCACCAAGUUGCAGCGUCUGUCUCAGAUUCACAUCAAAGAGCAGGAUCAAACUGAAGCCCAGUCCUUGGAGGUCAAGAAACUGUUUGAGGAGUACAAUAAAAUGAUGUUCCUGUUGUCCAAGCAGUUCACCCAAUGGGACGAGAGCCUGAGGAAAGUUGAGGAGGCUAAAGGCAUCCGGCAAGUGGAGUAACCACCAUGAUGGUUAAGAAGAUGGUCAUGACGCUGUCAUUUAGGUGUCCUACAUCUAGCUUGUUUGGUAAAAGAUGAUACCUAGCCUCAGAUCUGAGAUCAGAAUACUCUGCACCUUAUCCUAAGAUUCACCUUUUGAGGUAUGAGUAGCUAAAUUGAUUUGACAUCUGUGGUGAGGGUCAUCAUGCUCUUGUUCAUUGUGGUUUAUUUUACCCUAUGAGACAUAAUAUUUAUUUCCAGUUAAAUGCACUUGGAUAGUUUUUCUUUGCUUUGUGACUCAGACAUUCCAACCCUGAUAUUCUUCUGCAAGCAGUCACAAGACCUCCCUCUCCCCCCUCAGUCUGUUUGGAUGUUCAGUCUGAAUGUCAUGAGGAUUAGACUAAUAACCAAUCACACUAGCCUUACUCCUUCCCUCAAAGUUCUGGUUUAAAAUGGUUUUAUAAAUGCAUGUCUGCAAAAUGUAAAAUCACUGCAAUAAAGAAAUGACUUAAUUGAACUGUU